Molecule: messenger RNA, 3222 nt
Organism: Electrophorus electricus (electric eel)
Lineage: Eukaryota; Metazoa; Chordata; Actinopteri; Gymnotiformes; Gymnotidae
Gene: pigs
Product: phosphatidylinositol glycan anchor biosynthesis, class S
Biological process (GO): attachment of GPI anchor to protein
Cellular component (GO): GPI-anchor transamidase complex
Source: RefSeq, a predicted model, not a curated record
CUAUGACGCUGCGUUAGCGUGCUAUGCGGUAGUAAUUUCCUUUAGCAAUGGCAGUUAUCGAGAUAGAAAAGCGACGAGGGAGAAAUGCAGCCCUCGCCAUCGCAGCCGUGGUCAUCGUCGUGGGCAUUCCGCUGUGGUGGAAGACCACUGAAACCUACCGCGCCUGGCUCCCCUUUUCACAAAUCGGCGAGCUCGACUCCUUACAACUCCAGUUAAGUGUUGAGGUUGAGGUGGUCUUCUCUCGAGGAACACUGAUCCCAGAGCUGCAGAAGAAGGUUCCACUCACUGAAACCAGAGAGCAGGAGCACCAAGUGGAUGCUAAGACAGGGCUGCAGUACAGAUAUGAAACCAAGUAUCGCACAGCCACCAUCAUGGAAGACGAUGCUUUAAACCAGCCGACCGCUCAAGAGGCAGAUCUUUCCCUGCACAUGCUCAGUGAGAGUGCUUGUGGGUCUGUGGUUGUGUACAUCAUCCCUGAGACGUCCACUCUGCUACCAGAGGGUGUGACGGUGUAUGUUGGCCAGCGGCGCACUGCCCUGUUACGCACCACUGUGUUUCAAGGGAGGGGGGGCCUGAAGGAGGUGUUGUCUGCUCUGCACCCUCUUGUGAAGCAGGUGGUCGACACCAUGUCCUUCAGCCACCAGGACAUACUGGCUUCCCUAAGUGACCGCAUGCGUGCAGGUCAGAUCAGCAAGGAGAGCCUGGCUGACAGCAUGAGGGCCAUCAAGUCCAGUCCAGGUUAUGAAAUCACCUUCAGUCUCCUAAACCCUGACCCAAAGUCCCACAGCCUGCACUGGGACAUUGAGGGGGCUGUUCAUAGCUACAUCCAGCCUCUUCUGGAUAAGCUGACUCCAAUAGCGAACUUCUCAGUGGACUCACAGAUCCUGUACUAUGCAGUGUUAGGGGUUAAUCCUCGUUUCGACAACAGUGUAUCAGCCUAUACACUUAAUGCAGACAGCCUGGCCCACGUCAUCAACCCUGUGGAAGCCAGGCUAGGCUCCAAUGCUGCGUCUUCAAACCCCGUGCUGAAUUUCCUCCUGUAUGUUCCGGAUGCCCGCCACUCUCCGCUCUUUAUCAGGGACCGCAGCCAGAAGGAGGUGCCCUCCAAUGCCUUCCACAGCCCCCGCUGGGGGGGAAUAAUGGUCUACAAUGUGAAUGACAUGUAUGACUCCAAGGCAGAAUUUCCUGUAGAUAUCGACAUCAGCAUGGCCAAAGUAAUGGGCGUAUUCUUGGCCCAGUUAAGGUUGUUGCUGGGAGUGCAGAAGACCCAGCCUCCCCCCGGUUUCCUGCUACAGAGCCCGGGCAGUGCUGGCUUGGCCGACUGGGAGCUUGACCGGCUGCUCUGGAGCCGCAGUGUGGAGAACGUGGCCACGGCCAGCACCACCAUCACAUCCCUUGCACAGCUUCUUGACCAGAUCAGCAACAUCGUCAUCAACGACAACAUCGCCCAGCAGGUUUCCAGUGCGGUAAUGUCUCUUCACGCUGCCCUGGCUGAGCUAGAGGUUGGAGACUUGGCCCUUGCCCUGCAGUACAGCCAAGAGGCCAUUUUGGCUUCGGAGAAGGCAUUUUUUGAUCCCUCUCUUUUGCAUCUUCUGUACUUUCCGGACGACCAGAAGUUUGCCAUCUACAUCCCCCUGUUCUUGCCCAUGUGUGUGCCAAUUGUACUCUCGCUGCUUAAGAUUGGCAAUGAGGUUAGACAAAGACGUGCAGACAAACUGGCCAAAAGGGACUGAACACCCCCAACUCCUACACACAAAGUGUGGGUGCAUUUUAACUAUUAAGUCAAUGCACUGUUGUUUUGUGUGUGUGUGUGUGUGUGUGUGUGUGUGUGUGUGUGUGUGUUUGUUUAAUAUUUGGUUAAUCCAAGUAUGUUAUUCCUAGAAGUGUUUCCUUUUGAAGAAUGACCAUUAGAUUUUUUGUUCAAUCACAAGGCUGAUUGUAAUGCAGGCAUGCAUAAUACUUUAUUAAUUUACACUUCAGUCAUCCAGAACACUCUUCCCAAAUUCCCUUUAACAUGAACCCACAUUUUCAGGUACUUCUCUGAUUUUCUUUAAUGUUGGCAUGUCCGUUAUAGUCAGUUUAGUAUUAACUUGACCAGAGAUUUGAGUGUUAGACCUUUACAUGAUGCUCUUAAGAUACACUCUGACAGAAUGAUCUCGCAAUAUUAGCUACAGUCACUGAUCUGUCAUGGUACAUUAGCAUAUUUAUAUAAUGGUCUCAUGGCAGCAUUUAAAUGAAGUUUAGUUGCUGCAUACUAACAGCAGCAGCUUCUGUGCCAAGGGAGCUUAGAUUUUAUUAAAACCAGAUGUUUUGUUGUAUGGCUCCAUUUAGUGCAGAAUGUUUGCUCAUUUUAGGUUUUACUGAACAAGUCUGUACAAUAGCAUAUCAUGGAAGAUAUGCUAAAAAGAUGCAAGGUAUGUUCUGAGAGCAACAGAGAUCUUAAUCCCAUAUGGUUGUAAAACAAAGCGAAACGUUCACUGAAUGGGAUGGUUUAAAAUCUCAAGAGCAAGGAUGAGCAUAUCCACUCCUGAAGAAAUACUUCCCUGCAAAAAUUACAUCCAGCCCUGAUCUGGUUAAUCAAUGCCUUCAGCACUAUCUACAUAUUAAGAUCAGAUGUGUGAGAACUCUACAGGGCGGUAGAUCUCCAGAACUGGAGUUGGGUAGCCCCUAAGUAUUUUACUUCUUUAUCUUUUAUAUUAGAACGGUCUUACUAUUUAUCACACUGCAAGUUUUUGUUGUUGUUGUUGACUAUCUUGUGCAAGUAACUGUUUUUUAUGUACUGUAUAACGGUGUUUAUACAAAAAUGUAGGUCUACUGUCAAACCAGUCUUUUUUUUUUAAACUACUGAUCGUUUUCUUUUACGCCUUGUUGCUGGCCAUGACAAUAUACACAUUUUCUUUUUUCUUGUUGGAUGGACAUAAAAAUAGUUCAACUGAAAUCUGGAAUAGCCUAAUAACAUCACAAAAUGCAAAGGAUGACAAAGGGGUGUAAACACGUUUAACAAUGCGAGCUUUUCUUUGGCGUGUCUGUUUACUUGAAGGUCUUGCCGUACUUGAUACAUGAUGUUGCUGUGAUGCAUCCGGACAUUACGAAGAACUGCAUGUCUUUUUUUUCUUUGUUAUGAACAUCUCUCACGCACUCAACGUAACCCAAAAAAUCUUGAAAAUAUUUGCAAAUUACAAAUUACGUCACAGAUUAUAAAAUCUAAAACUUUCGAGCAUA